AUGUUGGAAGCGACCAGCAGUCUCUUUGAAGAAAUUAACCUGCAGCAGUACCACGAGUACGGCCUAGCCAUAACGAACCGCAUGACAAGUGAGUCCAUCAAAUUGCACUCGGCACCAAUGUUAACGCAUCUUCAGUUCGUCCCCAAUCGUCACCUACGUACGCUGUACAUCGUCAAUAGUGCUGUGGGACGUAUCCCUGAGACGAUAGCCAACCUGCCGAACCUUCAAACGCUGGGCAUCGAGAAGGCCUAUAUAAGGGUGCUAGACUUAGGCGUAGUGUGUGCUCUUCGCAAACUGAAAACAUUGCAGGUGAACAAAAAUCGUAUCAGUUUGGUGCUUCCGGCACACGGGUCUAGCUGUGACAGUCCGCUUCGGGAUAUAUUUCUCGAUGACAAUCAUCUUACGACGCUAGAUAUGACAGUACUUGCACCAUUCGUAGCGAUGGAUCGUUUGUUUCUUAAAAAUAAUCGCAUGAAAUCGAUCGUCUGCUCGAAUGCCACGAGCUUUCCACUUCUUACUCUAAUAGUGUUAGGGCCGGGAAACAAUGUGUCGUGGAUCGAUUUCGAACAGCUGUACUUGCCUGCCUCGCUCACUCUAGACUUGAAGAACAAUCACAUUAAGCGACUACCGCUCCUGAACCACAACAAGAUACCCGGUUUGGCACGGGUUAUGUUGGAUGGGAACCAGCUAAGCACGGUCGAUCUAGCUCAGUUCCACAGCCACCAAUAUGUCGACGCCUUCCAUUUUUCCCAUAACCAACUAUAUUCCGCAUCCUGCAGACAGUACGUUCGUUUGCCACUAGUAGCGUGUUUGGACCUCUCCGCAAACAUGCUUGAAACUAUUUCGUUGGAAAACUGCAACUUUCCCAAUCUAACAGCCAUAGCGUUGAACAAGAACCGGAUCCAGUAUGUACCGGCGGAUAUCUACAUUGGUGGUGUGGCGCCUAGCUGUAUGAUAAGCAUAAGAAAAAAUCCCAUACGAUGUGCUUCGCUGCAGAAGCAUGCCAAACUGCUGAUCAUACCAACAUACCGUCCAAAGCUGUUGGUUACAACAGCAGCAAGGUGUGUAGAUGCGAACUUCACGGGACAGGUUGAAAUGAUCAAACCAAAUUAUGCAUGCUGCGUAGAGUGA
Anopheles marshallii is the source of this 1131-nucleotide messenger RNA. RefSeq lists its product as uncharacterized. The record is from RefSeq and is a predicted model, not a curated record. The transcript has a single exon. Bases 1 to 1131 code for a protein of 376 amino acids. NCBI's taxonomy places the organism in Eukaryota, Metazoa, Arthropoda, Insecta, Diptera, Culicidae.